UUUUGACUGGAAACCAAGCUGAAGCGAGGAUGCGGAAGUUUGCCUAAAAGAGAAGCUGAUGGAGCUUGAAAUAAAAUGUAUAUGAGGAUUGAGGAAGGUCAAAAGUUAUAACCACUCAUGUUUCACUCAGCGUGAUGUUUGACUGCGAUGGAUAUGGAGAAGGAAAAUGUCCACUCUGCGUAUUUUUUUAAAGGCUUCCUGCCUGGAUUAGGCCCAUUCUGCAUGCAUACACAGUUUUGCACCUGUCACAGCCGUCUCUACCGUCAGUCAUAUCUAUAAGCAGUGGACUUGUAAUUAUUGUAGACAUGUCCCGUAUAUCCUUCGUGCAGUGUUCUCUAGCUGUUAUGGAGUCUGAUGAAGAUACUUUUCCAGUUAAAACGUUUUAAUCAGCUGUCAGUAUAUACCUGGGAGAGGUUCAGGAGACCGAUAGACCAUGACGAGUCUUUUAGUGAAUCUGGAGGAGAUGGUGAGAUCAGCAUUGAGAAGCAAAAGGAAGACAGCAUGUAUCGUGAUGAUGAUCAUUGCUCUUUUAGUGUUGAUGAUCAGGUCGAGGAGUCUUGGUUCUUCUGAACAUAUCGGACCAUACGGUGAUGGAGACGUGCUUUUCAACCACGACCAUGUGGUGGGAUUUAACAUCAAAGAAUCAGGCAAGAGGACGUCGGUUGUUAUGGAAACUAGGCUUGAUUAUCUGCAGAGAGAAUGCACGACUCACAUGGAUUCCCCACGUGACCCGUCUCUAGACCCGCCCAGUGAGCUCAUCGUAAACGAAAAGUAUAGUAUUAUAUACUGUAACGUUCCUAAAGUCGGUUGCACGAACUGGAAGAAUGUCUUCUUGAAAAUUGGCGGGAUCGACGAUAUCAGAAUCAAAGCUAUCCAAAGACUUCCUACCAAUACACGAGGUAGAAUAUACCUUGAUUACUUCCACAAGUACAGCAAUGUCAGCCAUCGGCAGUUCAUGCUCCAGAAGUUUACGAAGUUCAUGUUCGCUCGGCAUCCGUUCACUCGGGUACUUUCGGCUUUCCGAGACAAGCUCGCACCAAACAUUUCGUAUAUCUUUCGGAUCGAGAACAAGCAAAGGCAUGAUGUAAAUUGGAUUGAGAGAUACGGAUUGCCGAUAAUUGCAAAGUAUCGUGGUGCCGAAGCGGCUGCCGCUAUCAAAGCGAACUUGAAAACAAAAUACGAUCUAACGUUCUCUGAAUUUGUCAACUAUCUCAUAGAGACCAAUCCCUUGUCAUUUGACAAACAUUGGAAUCCUAUAAGCGCAAUGUGUAGGCCAUGUGACGUCAAAUAUAAUAUCAUCGGGAAAUAUGAGACUCUGGACGAUGAUGCAGAGUAUAUACUGAGGUCGGCAAAAGUUGAUCCAUCUGUAAAAUACCCACAAGCAUCGGACAAAUCAGCGACCAACAGUUCAUCACUGGAUAUUUUAAGGCAAUAUUACAGCGAGAUAACUCGCGAACAGUUGAAAAAGUUAUACGAGGUUUAUAAAAAGGAUUUUGAAUUAUUUGAUUACAGUUUAGAGACAUUCUAUAAAUAUGUGAGCUGAGGAACGAGGUUAUUUCCCCUAAAUCUUUGUCAAUUUGUCUCAUUUGAGUAGUAGAUGGGGUCGGCUAGCUAAUGCCCCUCAAAGAGGCGUUUCACUUAAAUAUUUUUUCCCGAAAUUAUAAAUUGAGACAUGUCAUUACAUGUAUUGCUUCAACAUUCUAACAUUUUGAAUUAGUAUCUUUGCAGGCGCGAA
Messenger RNA from Strongylocentrotus purpuratus (purple sea urchin), 1735 nucleotides. Its product is annotated as carbohydrate sulfotransferase 11. Lineage: Eukaryota; Metazoa; Echinodermata; Echinoidea; Camarodonta; Strongylocentrotidae. Gene Ontology annotation, cellular component: membrane. The transcript has 3 exons. Gene Ontology annotation, molecular function: sulfotransferase activity. The record is from RefSeq and is a predicted model, not a curated record. Gene Ontology annotation, biological process: carbohydrate biosynthetic process. The coding region runs from base 434 to 1543 and encodes 369 amino acids.